GCGUUCGCAUCGCUUGCGUUUGCUACAGCCGGGCUUGCGAAGCGCGAAAUCGGAGAUCGGAGUGACGAGAGCGAGGGUGCGCGAUUGCGAGAACUCGCGUCUUCGUUUCUCGCCGCCGUGAAUUAUCUCCGGCGAGUCGCGAUAACCAGCUGUUCGGAAAAGAUGGCGAAACAGCUCUGAACGAAGAGUGGUACGGGUACCGUCGUUCAGCGGUUUGUCUCUCCGCCGUCGAUCUCUCGUGUGACGCUUCUGCUUCGAAAUUCAGAGCGCGAUACGAGAUACACGUUCGUCGAUAGGCACUCGUGCACUCGCGCACAUCCGCACUUUCUCACGCAUAUUCUCGUAGUGUAGCUUCGGCGCUCCCGCUCGUAGCGGAGAAUGACAUAUCGCGACGCGCGGAUGACGCGCGACGAUCACGCACGCACUGGGAGGAGGAGCGUCGUCGAGACGAAGUCAAGUGAUUACGACGGUUGAAAGGGAGAAGAUCCGGAAGAUCGUCGGAGGACGAUCUGCCGAUCGUGUUCAGACGGACAAUGGCAAUCUCGAGCUGGAUGAUAUGGGGUAGGAGCCUACGCACCGGCCGAUCUCAUCGAAGUCGCCAAGACAGCGAGGACAAUUGCAUACAGCUCGAUCUGUCAAGAGGAUUGAAGGAGAAUGUUAAGGAAGUCUUAACUAAUCUUUGCCAGUGUCACAAUGUUCCAAGUGCAAAGAAGCUAGCGUAUCUUAAUGCUAUUGUUAAAUUGAUUAGCGAAACCGAUUCCCAGGAUUAUGGAUACACUGCAGAAGAUUUGUUUUGUUGUUUGCGCGUGGCUCUGGUUCAUGAAGCAACACAGGUGCGCGCCGCCGCGCUACGUGCGGUGCGUUACAUGCUUAAGAAGGAACAAGACGUCAUCGCGAUUAACAAGCUACAAUAUCCGUAUUUCGUGGCGCGUAGCAUGGAUGUUAAUUUACGCAACGAGAUGGAGAGGAUACAGGCUCUUCGACUCGUUAGGAGAAUCCUGGUAUUAGCCCCCAAGCAUUUCAGUCCCGCUUUAGCGAGAUCUCUAAUUAGUUUGACCAACAGUGGCAUAGAAGAGAGAGAUCGUGCAUUUAGAGCGUUUUUAGCAACCCUGUGCGAGUUAGGUGUUUUGAACUCGAAUCUAUUGAUAAGUUGCGGCGGUGUCGGCGCACUGGCAAGGGCUGCGAUGACCGGUCAAAGCGCUGCUGCAGUCGAAUCCAUCGUUGGAGUGCUGCUGCGCUUGUUGAACAAUCCCGACACACGCAGUAGCGUUUCUCUUUUAUGCUUCGCCGCACCCUACUGUGAACUUCACUCCUCGAGCAUGGAGAGAACCAAGGAGGAGCGCGAACAAAGAUUUGCCGCGAGCAAACUAGCGCUGCUAAGCAUUCUUCGCUCGUACUCGGGCGUUCUUCAUUUCUGCCGACCGGAUAAUAAUUCGGGACUCAAGGCCAUUGCGGAUAUCUUGUAUGUGGAACAAUUGGAAGUGCGUGGCGCUGUGCUGGAAUUACUCUACCAGCUGUUAGACCUGCCACUGCCUACAUGGACCGACGAGCCCGAUGUCGCGUUGGCCGCAGUGGAUCCCAGCAGAUCGCGGGAUUCGUGGAAGCUAUCCGAAGGUUUCGUCGCCGCCGAGGGAAAGUUUAUACUACCAUCUCUCUCGUCGCAUUGUCCCAACAUCACAGAAAUACACUCAGCGUUGUUAGUGUACGUUCUUCUGGAAUGCGGUCUUCAUCGAGCUCUUGCAGAGACCAUCGUCUCCAGCGACACGUUUAUCUCGGUGCGUGCGGCGGUUCUUCUAGGAGCAUUGCUACAUCUCGCUCAUUCGCUUCUACCGUCCGAACUUUGCGAUCUUACACCGCCGCUGCCGAAUCUAUUGGAGCAUGCUAGCACCGGCAAACAUCAGGCAUUAGCGGCGAUCACAAUCCUUGAGCGAAUGCACACCAUGAUGCGACGCAGACCUACCCCGGCAAGUCUCUUCCUCGAUCGGAUUCUUCAGGCCGGCACCUGGUUACGUCCGACUCUGCCACGACGUCAACGACCGUCCGGUAGGCACUGGCUGCGAAUCGGCCGUGAAUCACCGAUUACGCCAUUGUUGAAGGAUGCACAAGUGCUCAGCUCAAAAGAUGCUCUCGCCUGGAAUUGGCCGAUAGUGCGGGCGAUUCUUCGAUCACGCGAAGACGCGACGCGAAUCCUGCACGAUUCCGAUCAUCGAUUGUUUAUGAAACGGCUCGUACGUUACUUUAGACCAUCGUGGAAUGGUUAUAGCAGAGUUGAGCUGAGUACGAACGCGACAUUGGCGCGUGAAGCAACUCUCGCCGGCUGUGAUUUAUUGAAUUGCUUGUUGGAAUUACAUGAACCGGAGGGCGCGCGAUUACUCAAUGAGCUGAUCGGCGACGUCGCCGAACAGAUCAGUAACAUUCGUACCGCCGAAUCCGCGCAUGAUUGUCUGUUUUCGCCACGUCACAUGUCUACUACGUGUUGUCAGAAAUAUUUCCUUUUCCUUGGACAGUUAAGCUACUCGGCCAAGGGAACGGUAGUUCUCAAGAGCUUCAAUCUGUUGGAGAAGCUGCAAGAUCUCGCGCUAGCCACUAAUCACGAUUGCUAUGUCAAACUGAUUAUUUCCAGUUUGGAUUAUUCCCGAGACGGUCCUAACAGGAAGCUAUUAAGCAAGAUUAUUUCCGAGGCAACCUUAUGGAGUACGCGUUUAUAUGCUACGCAGUUCUUACGGUUAAUACUCCGCGCGAGAAUGUCUGACGCCGUGCGCUGGGCAAUGUCGUUAUUGGCGGAUCGGUUGUUUGAUACCACUACAGCUGUGGCGUUAGCUGCGUUGGAAACAUUACAUGAAGCCUGCAAUGAGACCGAGUACUUGGAAGUGUUAUUGCAGCAAGUCGGACAAUCGUGUGACUGGGACAGAUGGCCGCAACAUUUGGGUGACAAGGGCUAUCUGCUGAAGAUUCGGCUUUACUCUCUUCAGCAGGGUUUCACGAGCCUCGCCGCGCCAUCGGAGGAGCUGGAGAAGUGGAUUGGACCUGGCGGUUUUGCCGAACGAUAUGUAGGACUCGUGGAAGGCGAGAUACAUGACGCGUUGACGCGUCGUCAACGCGAUGAGACCGGAAGCUAUCAAAGAAGGACCAGCAAUGUAGCGAUGGUACCGCAUGACAUUUUUGUGCCGCCGCAUCUGAUUGGACAGCUGGCGCAGCAUGAUCUCGGGAUGCAAUUAUUGUUACGUCGCAAUGUGAUACAGCGUUUUGCUCGAUUACCGCAACGAUUCUGGUUGGAAUUUGGUGGUCGUGAUUCAGAGUCGAACUCGCGAUGUGCCAGAACAAGUCGUCCGCCCAUUGGCGUCACUACUACGACCAUCGCUGCCAUUACCGACGACGUCGGUAUCGUGUCGGAGGAGUCUGGUACGGAUGAAGCCGUAGAGCAAUGCUGCCGCCUCGAGACGAUCCUCGAUUCAGAGAUAUUGGAAAGUGAGUUGACUCACGAUACAAUGAGCCAACCUCGGACCGAGUCACUAAUAGAGAUCCGUCGUAAAACUAGCGUGGACGAUUCCAGGCACACCACUCCGGAACGAAGUUGGAGGACGGAGACUGUCGAGUUAUUGCGUGACGAUCAUUCUGUAACCGGUUUGAACGGCAACAUUCUCAAAGUCAAAUCAGCUCUAUGGGCUCUCGGUCACGCGGGCACAUCCGUUGCUGGUGUCGAACACCUCAGUCACCUGGGUAUUAUCGAAAUGAUCGCGUCCAUGGCGGAGACGUGCCCGUAUUAUUCAGUACGUGCUACCGCGAUGUACGCUCUCAGUCUAAUCGGUACCACGCGUGCCGGCGCUGACGCGUUAGCAAAUUUCAACUGGCCAUGCGUCAGGCAUCGACGCGGCGAUAAUUGGCCUGUGGUGCCACCCUCGACUAGGUAUCCAGUACCAAGCCCGAUUCCCGUACAGCGACAUCAUCGCAGCCUAAGCGAUGGUAAGCCGGAACUGCCUGAACCCAUCGUGCGCCGAACCAGGAAUCGAUCCGAGAGCGCGGCCACAGAUCUCGAGGCACGGAGAUAUAUUCUUCCAGAGAGAGGUGAAACUCCAAGUCCCGUUUCGAGUAUACAAAGACUUAGCCAACAAGAUGCUGAAGGAUACGCGCGACUACGUAGUUUACAACGCCAUCGCAGACCCAGUUAUUCUCAAAGUAGUUUAGAAAUGUACAGUUUAGAUGGCCGUCUUUCGUUGCAAAGCUUAUCGGAGUACGACUCGUCCCGCAGCUGGAUUGCGGAGAAUGUAGUCCUUACUCCGACUCCGCCUCCCCCGGAGGAUGACAACGAGAACUUGUUUUAUAUGGGUAUCUGUUUACCGAGGAGGCUGCUCAUGAUCUUUCCCGAGCCUCCUCAACCGUCGCAGCCGAAUAUCUUCGAGGAUAUUGUUAGAUUUGAAUUAGAGACAACUGAGAUCGAUGAGGAAUCCAACUCGGAGUAUGACGUCGAUAGUGAGCAUUGCCGCACAUGUCUCAUUUGUUAUCACAGCAAGAGUGGCAAGGAUGCCAGCACGGAGCAAGACAUAAAAUUGCGAAAAGAAAUACUUAGGCAUACACAACGACUUGCAAAUCCCGUAUGGUAUCGUCUUAGUCGUCAAUCGUUACUUAGACUGAGGCAACGGUAUCCCGAAAAGUUUCAGGAUACCUGUUUGUUUUCGGAUGUAGCCGCUCGCCUAAGCACCGGUACGUACAGGAUGCCGGCGCGACGAUUUCUCCAAGAACUGUUUCUAGAUUCUCCAUUUGACGCACUUUACGUCGAACCAAUCAACAUUCUGAAGAUACCAAUUGGUACAGAGGAGAAUCCUCUGCAAUCACCUGUUCCUAGCUCCGAGGCUAGCCCUCGACAGCAAUCUAUCAGUCCUGCAGAGGGCAAGAUUAACGGAAGACUUACUUUAACUGAGAUACAGACAGCACAACUGGCGUCUGUCGCCGAGGAAAGUUCCUCGAUUGGCAGCGAGUCGUGCAACAUUGCGCAUCCGUGUAAGAAGAAAUCUCAAGAGAUCGCUCGAUCGAUGCAGGAACGGAGCACCGACGAGAAGAUCAUAGCUGAGAUCCUGAAGCCAGAAGAACGGAUACGCUUGUCAAAGAGUUCCGAUAGAUCGUUAAAAGUAUCAGGUACAAACACUGCCAUCAGCCUUGAUUCGUAGUUUUUGAACUUUCGAUUACUACUGUGUGUACAUAUUUUGUAUUAAAAUAAUAAUGAUGUAUAAAAAUAAAUUAUUACACACACUGCCGGAAAAAUCAGA
Molecule: messenger RNA, 5264 nt
Organism: Cataglyphis hispanica
Lineage: Eukaryota; Metazoa; Arthropoda; Insecta; Hymenoptera; Formicidae
Gene: rictor
Product: rapamycin-insensitive companion of mTOR
Exons: 9
Coding region: 534-5165 (1543 amino acids)
Biological process (GO): TORC2 signaling; positive regulation of phosphatidylinositol 3-kinase/protein kinase B signal transduction
Cellular component (GO): TORC2 complex
Molecular function (GO): protein serine/threonine kinase activator activity
Source: RefSeq, a predicted model, not a curated record